Molecule: messenger RNA, 2248 nt
Organism: Prunus dulcis (almond)
Lineage: Eukaryota; Viridiplantae; Streptophyta; Magnoliopsida; Rosales; Rosaceae
Exons: 1
Coding region: 351-2003 (550 amino acids)
Cellular component (GO): Golgi apparatus
Source: RefSeq, a predicted model, not a curated record
UUCACAAAGAGUCAAAGACAAUCCACCCAACCAAAAGCUCCCUGUCGCUUGUGGCAGAAGCUCUUCCAUACUUGAUAUUAACAUACAAACCACCGUCCUCGAAACUAAAGUAAACAGACCAGUAAAACCCAAGUCAUAUUUCCUUCCACAAGCCUCCCUCGGCAGAUCUCCAUCAACCAACCCUCCACAGCUCCAGUUUCACAUCUCAUGUAAGUAAAUUUCUGUACUUUGCCAUUCAUUUCCACUCAAGUUCCUUCAUUUUCUUCUACUUUCUCUCAAUACCCACCAAAAUUUAGUUCAUGCACUCCAAGAUCUGAUUGGUUUUACUACCUGGGUUUUCUUCAAAACUCAUGAAAGAAUCAAAUCCGACCACUGAGCCCAUUGGGCAAAACCUGAUAAAGCUCAUAAGCAAUCUCUGCUUCUCAGUGUUUGUGUUCUCAGUGCUUAUAAUCACUGUGAUUGCCAUCACCUACCAACCCCCAGAUCCAUGGCUGGAGUCAGCUCCAGCCUUAACAAAACUCUUCACUGAGUCUGAGAAUGCCACUUUCAAGAAUGACAAUUCUAUUCUCAAGACUGGUGAGGAUUUACUUGCCCCUGCCGUGCCUCCGGCUUCGGAGGAGCGCAUCACCGAGGCGGUGAUUGAGAAAUCAGAAGCCAAUAUCACCAACUCCACCCCACCCCAAUUGAAUUGUGAGGAUUUGGAGAGAGUGAAUUGCUCGGACCCUCGAGCUUUGAUUGCGGUGGAGAGGUUUAAUUUGAGGCUCUUUAAGUCCAUUGUGUUCUUGGAGUAUCAGACCCCGGUUAAUGGGUCGAAACCGGACGAGUGUGAUGUGUUGUGGAGGUUUAGGAACAAGAAGGAGAAGUCUUGGAGGAAGUAUAGGGAUUUUAGGAGGUUUAAGCUUGGAUUUGGAGUGAAGUGUACCUAUAAGGUGGUCCAUGCCGGAGGGUGGCAUUCGGGUAUUAAUGCUCGAAGGCCGAGGAGGAUUAGUAAUAGCACAAGGGGUGCUAAAAUAGCCCCAUCAGUUCGUGACGAACAGAUUAAUGAUACAAUCCCAAGCUUGGGAUCGGAUACGAAUUUUAGGAAGGGUAAGUACUUGUACUAUUCACGUGGAGGGGAUUAUUGCAAAGGAAUGAACCAAUACCAAUGGAGUUUCUUGUGUGGUUUAGGUGAGGCUAUGUUUUUGAACAGGACAUUUGUGAUGGAUUUGAGUGUAUGCUUGGCGGCGAGUUAUACUCCGAGUAAUAAAGAUAAGGAAGGGAAAGAUUUUCGAUAUUACUUUGAUUUUGAGCAUCUUAAGGAGAGUGCCUCAAUUGUGGAGGAGGGUGAAUUUUUGAGGGAUUGGAAGAAGUGGGAUCGGAGCCAUAAGAGGAAAGUGCCAGUUAAGAAGGUUGCGAGCCAUAAGAUCACACCAAUGCAACUCAAGAAAGAAAAGAGCACGGUUAUAUGGAGGCAGUUUGAUGGUCCGGAGCCAGAAAAUUACUGGUACAGGGUGUGUGAAGGACAAGCUGCUAAGUACGUACAGAGGCCAUGGCACGCUCUUUGGAAAUCAAAGAGAUUGAUGAAUAUUGUUACAGAGAUCAGCGGGCGAAUGGACUGGGAUUUUGAUGCUGUUCAUGUUGUGCGAGGAGAGAAGGCACAAAAUAAGGACCUUUGGCCUCAUUUGGAUUAUGAUACAUCCCCUGACAUGCUUCUUGAGAAGGUAAAGAGGAUGGUUCAGCCUUGGAGGAAUCUGUAUAUAGCCACUAAUGAACCGUUCUACAAUUACUUUGAUAAACUGAGGUCUCAGUACAAGGUUCAUUUGCUUGAUGAUUACAAAGAACUGUGGAGUAAUGCAAGUGAGUGGUACAAUGAGACUAGGAUUUUAAACGAUGGACGACCAGUUGAGUUUGACGGGUACAUGAGGGUUGAAGUGGAUACUGAGGUCCUUUACAGGGCGAAGACGCGUGUGGAAACGUUCUAUAAUUUAACCGGAGAUUGCAAGGAUGGAAUCAACACAUGCUGACCAGGUUGGAGAAACCUCUAGUUGCUUAUUUCAUAUUUUGAUUCACAUUUCUGAGUGAUACUGUUGAAUUCAGGUCAGGCUUAUCGUUGUAUUUGCUUGUUCUUUUAUUUUAUUGAUGGUUGGAAAUUCAAAGCCUAUAUUGUACUAUAGAUUCAACUCAUUUUGACAUCCACAUCAAUUUAUCUCUUACAAGCUCUAGUAGAAUGUCCAUCUUCCCGAAUAUAAAUUACCUGCCAUUAUCUUUU